Molecule: messenger RNA, 3689 nt
Organism: Drosophila albomicans
Lineage: Eukaryota; Metazoa; Arthropoda; Insecta; Diptera; Drosophilidae
Exons: 20
Coding region: 19-3552 (1177 amino acids)
Biological process (GO): G protein-coupled receptor signaling pathway; cell surface receptor signaling pathway
Cellular component (GO): membrane
Molecular function (GO): G protein-coupled receptor activity
Source: RefSeq, a predicted model, not a curated record
AGCGCACGGUUAAAUAAUAUGUUUAUAAUACGAAGAUAUAGUGCCUUUUUGUUUAUACUGAGUAUUAUCCUGGCUGCAGAAGCAGAGGAUAAUCAGAAAUGUGAAUAUUUUGAUUCUGUCGAUCUCGAGGAUAGUCAGAAAUAUGACAAUGGAUCCUAUUUGUACAGGGGUAUUUUAAUUCCAAGCGAAAAAGUUCAGCAAUACACAUAUCGUGAAACAGUUUUCCAGCAUAAUAAGAAGACAGUCGAACCCUAUAUGAGAGGUUGUCUCUGUCAGAUAAAAUCGUGCGUGCUGCUGUGUUGUGAACCAGAAAAGUCAAUGAGAAAUUUUGUUGUCAAUAUGACUCUUGACAAUGGUACGGAGACGCAAGUAAACGUGAUAAAUGAAUUCGAAGUGCAAGUUAAAUACGAAAUGUCGUGCGAUUUAUUAGAGAAUCCAAAUUAUGAUGAACAGGCCCAACCCAACUGGAAACUUUUUCAAGAUGGAAAACUUAAAUAUCUGUCUGAUGAUAAUGUACUAGAAAAAAAUGAGUAUUGCCUCAUGCCACAUAAAGUUUCAGAGGAAAAGUAUUAUCUAGUACCUACAACCAUUAAUCCGGAUAGCGAAAUUCAUAUCGAAAUUAACGAAACAAAUAUAAUAAGAGUAAUAACGGUUUUUUGCAUAGCUAUAAUCAUUGCUGCGUAUUGUUAUUCGCCCAAGUUAAAUGCAGGAAGUAACCGAUGUUAUAUAUAUUACUUUGUUUGCCUCGCUAAUAGCUAUAUACUGCUGUGGGUAGACUUGGAAGUAAGGGUCGAGGCCGUUAAGAAUGACUGCUAUUUGUUAGGAUAUUCUGGAUAUUUCACCAUCAUGUCGACAUUCCUUUGGCUUCUGGUAAUUAAUUUUAAUUUGUGGAAUACAAUUACUCGAUAUAAGGUAAGUGUUCACAUGCUGAGAUACCAUAUUUUCGUGUGGGGAACUGCUUCGAUUUUGACCGCGAUCACAGCAUAUAUGGAUAUGCAAGAGAUGUCCGACUCUGACAGGGAUAUAUGGCAGCCUGGUGUGACUCGUUACGGAUGCUGGAUCGAUAUUAAAAAUUGGUCAGCUAUGAUUUACUUGUAUGGUCCUAUAUUGCUUUCAAUCCUUAUCAACUCAACACUCGCCAUUGUAACCGCAAAGCAUUUGUAUGUGCACCAUAUGAAAACCAAUCAAGUCUGGAACAAUUCGGAGAGUAAAAAGAAUUUAAAGAAUAAAUCUGAUUUCAUCCACUUUUUCCGGAUUUUUCUCAUAUCAGGAGUGUUUUGGAUAAUGGAAAUAUUUGCAUAUUUAUUGAACAUAGAAUUGUUUACCUUAAUUAUAGCUGGACAAGGAUUAAUACUGCCUUUCGUAACUAUCUGUAACAAAAAUGUUAUUCGUGACUUAAAUAAAAGGUUGAACCCAAAUAGGAAGAAAGAUUACGAACCUGUGACAAGCGUGGAAACAUCAACUACAGAUGGAACGCUUCAUAAUCUGACCAGUAAUAGCGCUCUAGAAAAGCAAGACUAUUGCCUGCUGCCACAUAAAUUAGAUGAAAAUUAUUAUCUUUUACCUCAGAUCAUAAAGAAGGAUAGCGAAACUGUUAUAGAGCUGGACUUUAUUAGUGCCAUAAGAGUUAUCUCUGUGUUCUGCAUAGUUAUAAUUAUUGCUGUCUAUUUGUAUUUGCCUCAUUUGCGAUCCAGAGCCUACAGUCAAUGUUGUUUAUAUUACUUUAUUUGCAUCGUCAUAUGUUUUAUAUUACUGUGGGUAGAAUCACUAACAAGGAGCAACAAACAGCGGCUGGCAUGCUAUUUCAUGGCAUGCUGUGGGUAUUACAUCGUCAUGUCUGCAUUCCUUUGGCUUCUGGUUAUUAACUAUAAUGUUUGGAAAUUACUCACCAAAUACCAGCAGCAAACAAAGAUGAAGAAGAAAUAUCAUAUUUUUGUUUGGGGGACUGCGGGGAUAUUACUUACGAUCACUGUAUGCGCUGAUAACUUGAGUCAAGGCAUGGAAGACACUUGGUGGCAACCUGGUAUAGCUGUGUACUACUGCUGGAUCAAUACUAACGAUUGGUCAGCCCUGAUUUACUAUUUUGGACCUAUAUUGCUCAUAAUUGUUAUCAAUCUAACACUCUCCACCGUUACCGUAAGGCAUAUAUAUGUAGAAACCAGAAAGAACGCCAAAGAGUGGAACAAUUCGGAGAGUAAAACGACUUUAAGGAAUAAAUCUGAUUUUGUCAUGUUUCUCCGAAUGUUUGUCAUCGCGGGAGUAGUCUGGGGACUUGAAGUUGUUUCCUAUUUAUUUGAUUUAAACUCUGAACUCGUUAUACGUAUUGUCUUUGAUAUAGUAACAACUGGACAAGGAUUAAUACUGUUUUUCGUUACCAUCUGGAAGAAAGACAUUAUAAAGGCUCUAUAUAAGAGAUUGGAGUCAAAAACAAGUCAUACUAAAAGUAAAAGCAACAUCAGUGAAAACAACGCCACAUCAACUUCCACAUAUAUGUCUUGUGAUGUAUUGGACGAUCCACAUUAUGAUGCUCAGGCUCGACCCAAAUGGAGACUCUUUCAGAAUGGAACACUUUAUAAUCCGGCCGAUGACGUUGAGCUAGACGAGAAGGAUUAUUGUUUCCUACCUUAUAAAGUUUCAGACGGAAAUUAUUAUCUGUUGCCUCAAACCAUUAAGCCGAAUAUCCAAUAUCAGAGAGAGUUGGACAUGAGUUGUGCUAUACGAAUUCCCUCUUUGUUCUGCAUAGUUAUAAUCAUUGUAGUGUAUUUGUAUUUGCCUCAUUUGCACAACGGAGUCUUUAAUCAAUGUUGCAUGUAUUACUUUAUCUGCCUUGGCCUUACAUUUAUAUGGCUAUGGGUGGAGUCACACUUUCACAAUAUAUACGAAAUAUGUUAUUUCAUAGCUUACUGUGGAUAUUACACCGUCAUGUCUACAUUCCUCUGGCUUCUUAUUAUCAAUUAUACUUUGUGGCAAUCACUCACUAACUACCAGAUGACACCUGUGAAAAACAUGCUGAUAUAUCAUAUUUUUGUAUGGGGCUCAGCGGCAAUUUUGACUUCUAUCACCGGAUACAUGGACUCCCAAGACAUAGAUGAGGAAAUAAAACAUAUCUGGUAUCCUGGUUUAGGGAAGUAUGCCUGUUGGAUAACAACAAACGCUUGGUCAGCAAUGAUUUAUUAUUAUGGUCCUAUAAUGCUCAUAAUUGUUAUCAACCUAACACUCUCAAUUAUAACCGCAAGGCAUUUGUAUGUGCACAAUAGGAAAACCAAUCAAGCCUGGAACAAUUCAGAGAGUAAAAAGAAUUUAAAGAAUUCGUCUGAUUUCAUGAUGUUUACCCGGAUGUUUGCAAUAUCUGGUGUUUGCUGGAUUCUUGAAAUUCUUAGCUAUUUAGCGAAACAAUCUUUUGAAUACAAUAUGUGGUCUUUCCAAAUAGUUAUGAGCGGCCAAGGGAUCAUAUUAUUUUUCUCCACUGUUUGGAAGAAAGACGUUAUAAAGGCUCUAAUCAAAAGAUUGGAGAAAACACACGACUGCACAACGUCAACAUCUCAUGAUUAACAAAGCGACAUCAAGAGUAAAUUUCUUUUUCCAAUUACAAAUACCAAUAAGCAAAAAAUUUAAAUAUUUUUGUUAUACAAAAUAAAUUCUAAAAUGACUUUCAAGAUGACACAUGUGUUUCAUAUAGUAUGUGAGGU